UGUUGCUACCUCUAAAGAAUGUUCUUUUGCGAUAUUGUGAUUACUACCAAUGUGUGAUUCUUAAAUCGAAAGUAUUGUCACGCAGAAAUGGCUGAUGUACAAGAAGAAAGCCCUCCAAGCAGCAGUGAUAAUAAAGAUUCAGAUAAAGAGGAAGAUGUGUCUCCAAAGCUAAUCAGGCGACGGAAACAUGAGGAGAAAAGAUCGCAAGUACAAUUAGGCCAAUCUGACCAGCAAAAAGACAUUGCCAGUAAAGUAAGGAAAAAGAAGAAGAAGGAAGAGAAUGUUCUUUGUUCAAGGUUCAUUGCAUUUCUUAUGAUAUCACCUACAGUUAUUUAUGUUUUCUCCGUGCUUUAUGAUUUGGUGUCAAAAUAUUCUUUCUCGGGACGGAUCUAUCACAUCGGAGCACUUGUUAUUGGCUUUUUCUUAGCAGGCCUACUUUGUAUCUUUGUAUACAAGCCUCUGAAACCAUACCUCAAAUAUGUGGCAUGUGCAUCGCUGUUCGUGUUUUUCAUACCAACCAUACAAGUUUUCAAUUGCUCUCCAAUAUAUUUGAACAAUUCCGAAAUUGGCACAUUGGUCAGUCUCAAAGAAGAAGCUGAAGGAUUUUUGAAAAUUGCAUAUCAGAAUUCAGACUGCUGGAAACGCCAGUACUUCAAAACUCCUGCUCAGAUGUCACUUUAUUCACCAAAAAUAAGCAUAGUUUUGAAGCCAUACCAAAUAAUCAACAUUGGCAUGCAGCAUUUUGACCAGCAGGAUCAAGAAAGGGAAGAUGGCCCACCCCCUGAAGCCUUGCCAUAUACUCUGUACCUGUUGACAUCCAAAAGAAGUGUAAAAAGACAGAUUUAUUAUAUAAACCUUUUGACAAUGGUUGCAGGAAGAAUCCGAGGUAUUGCAGAUGUUUUGGAUUUGAGUGUUGAUGACAGAGAAAAUGUCACACUUCGCCUGACUGGGUCUUUGAGAAAGCUUGAUGCAGGCUUUCAAGAGACAAAGAAAGAAUUGGAAGCCAUGGAAUAUUUUGUAAGGCCUGUUGUAUAUCAUGUUCAUGAGUUACAUGUGCAUGGAAUGCCCGAAAAAGAAAAUGACAAGGAAGGCAAUGACUCUAAUGGGGGUAGAAGGAAUAAAGAGAAAGGCAAAAGAGAGCAAAAUUAAUAUGAAGAUAAUCAUUACUAAGGCAUGUUGAAAACUUAAUUCUGCUGCCUCUCUCGUGACGGCAGAAGUGAAAAAUUAUCUAACAGUUCACUCAAUUACAACAAUCUUUGCAUUACGGAACUCUUUUUGUUCUUUAAUAGCCUGUGUAUUUACUUUGAAUGUGCUCUUUCUACCUACAGUGAAAUUAUUGUGACAUACCAGCUUAAGAGAGACAUUAACAAGUAAAGACCCUAUUAUAAAACUCUCUCUCUGCUACUUUUAUGUGUGCAGGCAAGGUAGAUUGGUGAUUAAAGGGUUUGAUAGCAGUGCUGAAUUAGCUGGACGUUAGCAAAGUUUUGACCAAUUGUUUUGAUUCUCACUAUAUUUCCACCCAUAAAUGUUUGCUUGUUGCUAACAGCAAUGAAAGAAACAGGUAACCAUACCUAAUAUUGAAGCUAGCUCUCAAUAUGUGUCCUCUAACAAACACUCGGGCAUGUAUUGAUGGUUUAUGAUACUCCCUUACUUUUGCUCUUAUGCUUCCCUUUGAACAAAUUUAUAAUAUGUUCCAGGUGCAAGAUUAAGAAAGUGAUUUUAAGAAAAAACUAACAGUCAGCCUCACUUUUAGUCACACAUAAUCAACUGGAAAUUGAGUUUGACUACAAACAGAGCCAUAAGUACAGGCUAGGUGGGUGCUUUGGGGCCUAAGCCUCCAAAUAGGAGAAUUUAAAAGGCCCAUCAACAAAUCUGUGUUUUGCCCCCUUGAUAGUUUUCCAUUAUCUCAUAUACCUGGGGCUGUUUAAAUAAUCCAUGGUACCAUUGCAUUCUGUCAUUAAAUACAAAUCUAAAACAUUGGAAUCUUGAACAAAAAAUUCAACAUAAAUCAGCCCUGCUUGGAUGGUACACUUGAAAGAAGCUUAUAUUAAAUACUUUUGCAUAUCAGAACAAGUAAUGCAGAAUAGGACAGACAGAUUAUGGCAACUUCUCUUCCCACAUUUCAUCAGAAAAUUCUAUGUUAUGAAGCACUGCUCUCUUGUUUAAUAGUACAGUACAAGUUUGACUGAACAAUUAGAAACCUAUGGUAACUUGUGAGAAAUUCCUCAACAAUAAAAAAACUUCGAUAGAGAACAGAGUUUCAUCUGUUAGCACUACUCACUGCUACUAAGAGUACAUAAUGUUGAAAAUUAUUUCUUAGUGGUUUUUGUAUGGUUGAAACAAGUGUUUAAUACAUGAAAAUUAAAAUAUGAUUGAUCUA
Molecule: messenger RNA, 2380 nt
Organism: Rhopilema esculentum
Lineage: Eukaryota; Metazoa; Cnidaria; Scyphozoa; Rhizostomeae; Rhizostomatidae
Source: RefSeq, a predicted model, not a curated record